Molecule: messenger RNA, 267 nt
Organism: Orycteropus afer afer
Lineage: Eukaryota; Metazoa; Chordata; Mammalia; Tubulidentata; Orycteropodidae
Source: RefSeq, a predicted model, not a curated record
AUGGUUCCGUGGUGCCAGGUUGAAGUGCUGUAUUUUGCAAAAAGUGCUGAAAUAACAGGUGUUCCUUCAGAGACCAUUUCUGUGCCUCAACAAAUAAAAGCAUUGCAGCUGUGGAAGGAGAUAGAAAGUCGACAUCCUGGAUUGGCUGAUGUCAGAAACCAGGUGAUAUUUGCUAUUCAUCAGGAAUACGUCGAGCUUGGAGAUCAACUUCUCCUCCUACUUCAAUUGGGAGACGAAAUUGCCAUUAUCCGCCCCCCCCCCCAUUAG